AUGUGGGAUCAGCUCAAGGCUGUGCACAUGAGCCGGGGGCUCGCCACUGAUAUCACGAGAUGGAGGGCACUCCUAAAUGCAGUGCGGGGCUUAGAGGCGAUAGGCGAAGAGGUGCCGAAGAAGCUGCGGGCCAUCAUAGCAGUCGUUGGACUCCACGAGGAGCUCAAUAUGGUCGAGACGAAGCUCGACGCAGUCGACCGGAAGCUAUGGACGAUGGAGCAGGUAGCGGCGCUGGCGCUCAACGAGGAAGCCCGAGUAGGCUGGGGGAAGACCAUGUCCGAAAUGGCGCUAGCCGUAGCCGGUGGGAAGAAGAAGAGAAAGGCACGUGCAUGCUUCCUCUGCAGGAGCACGGAUCAUCUGGCACUCGGAUGUUCAGCCCGCACGAAGUCCUAUAACGCCGGGGUCGCUAGCGACGAGGGAUUUGCCUGGUAA
Laetiporus sulphureus 93-53 is the source of this 432-nucleotide messenger RNA. RefSeq lists its product as uncharacterized. Lineage: Eukaryota; Fungi; Basidiomycota; Agaricomycetes; Polyporales; Laetiporaceae. The record is from RefSeq and is a predicted model, not a curated record. Bases 1 to 432 code for a protein of 143 amino acids. The transcript has 2 exons.